CCAGCUGCAGUUCUCUGUUGCAGUGUUCAUAAUUAUAACCAAAAAGAAUAAAAAUGGAAGGAAAGAAAACAGGAAAUGGAGGGAAGAGGUCGACAAACGAAGCUCGUUACCGAGGGAUACGGCGGCGUCCAUGGGGGAAAUUUGCGGCGGAGAUUCGUGAUCCGUCGAGGAACGGCGCUCGGCUGUGGUUAGGGACAUUCGACACGGCGGAGGAAGCGGCAAGAGCGUACGAUCAAGCGGCGUAUGCGUUCAGAGGACAUUUGGCGAUUCUGAAUUUUCCGAAUGAGUACCAAAGUGGAAACCCUCAUUUCGCGGCGGCGCCUUCUUCAUCAGCGACGACGAUCUCUUUCGUCGGAAAUUACUCCGGCAGCAAUGCGAACUAUCGAUCGGGGGAAGUGAUAGAGUUCGAGUAUUUGGAUAAUGAACUCUUGGAGGAACUUUUGCAGUCGGAAGGAGAAGGAUUUGAUCGGAACAAUUGAGGAUGGUGGAUUGGGGAAUGUUGAUCAGUUUCAAAUCUUUUAGUAAUUUGAUUAUGUUUUUUUUUUCAGCUGCACUAAA
This is a messenger RNA of Cucurbita moschata (crookneck pumpkin), 558 nucleotides long. Its product is annotated as ethylene-responsive transcription factor ERF098-like. The coding region runs from base 54 to 479 and encodes 141 amino acids. Lineage: Eukaryota; Viridiplantae; Streptophyta; Magnoliopsida; Cucurbitales; Cucurbitaceae. The record is from RefSeq and is a predicted model, not a curated record. Gene Ontology annotation, molecular function: DNA-binding transcription factor activity; DNA binding. The transcript has a single exon. Gene Ontology annotation, biological process: ethylene-activated signaling pathway; regulation of DNA-templated transcription.